AUGGUUGGACCAUCCGAAGGCGAGGUGUGCGGGCGGUUGGAAGGAGGAAGUCUCCCGGGGGAGGUUUUGGGGCGGAGGACAGCGAAGGACUGCGCCCAGGAGGGUGGCCGGCUGCGGGAGGAGGACUUGGGUUCGGGCUGCUGCAGCUGGGUGGCCAGUGCCGCGGCGGCCCCUCCCCCGCUCUCCCUGGCCGCCGCCCCCUCCUCCUCCCGUCCUCCUCCUCCUCUCCCUCCUCCCGGUCCCCCAUCCUCCUCCCGGCCCCCGGCAGCUGAGCAGCCGGCGGCGCCGCGGCCGCGCAGCCUUUGUCUCGGGCCGCCGGGCGCGCAGGGCCCAGCGCAGGCAGGCCACGCGGGGACGGAGGAGGCAGAGAGGACGGGCUGUGAUGGAGAAACGGGAGAGGAGCCGGCCAAGCGCCACCGUCACCACCAUCACCAACCACCACCACCACCAUCACCAUCACUGACUGUCGCCCAUCCCAGCUCCCCUGCCUCACCUCCCAUCUCAUAUCCCUGUGCAGUGCCAACUUUAUCAGAUCAUCUCCUUUUCACUGGGUACUACUUUGGAAAAGCGACAGAGUGCGCCAAGUCAGAAAUAAGUACAUCCGCUGUGGGACAUUUAUCUUCCCCUUUCUAUUUAGCUACCUCAAUUAUCUCAUCAGGAAAGGGGGCACAAUGGCAUUUCAUUCCUCUAAAUCACACUGAGAUGGCUGGGUUGCUUCCAGUUUUUCCAGUCCUGGCCCUGGACGGUUAUAUAUGCUUGGUGAUGAUGAUGAUAAAGUAAUGUCUUCAUUAAAUUGGACAGUUGGGAGUUUUCAGACUUACUCUUCUUUGACUUCUGAGUGUCAGUAUACCAGUAGCAAAUAGAAACAUAAGGAAAGUGAAACUUUGACUAUCAUAAUACCAAGAAUAGAUGCAAAACAGGCACUUUUGUAGGGACGUCACCCAAGAGAGCUGCAGGCAAUGGUUUUCAUCUGCAGUGUAGAAAGCACCCCAUCAGUGCCAAGUGGCUGUGGGGAGCUCCUCAAUCUGGAUGCACAGUUUCCCGUGGGGUUUUCACCCUACCUAAAGAAUGCUUUAAUUGCCGUUUUUCAAAAUUGGCUUUCACCAGGCCCCAGGGACGGCUGACCAGUCAGAACAAACACAGGGACAGAGCCCCAGGGCUGUUGGGAAGCCCAGCACCAGAGGGCAUGAACCUUCUUAGGAGAAGUAAAACUUACAAAAAACAAGCUCUUAAACCCUCCGCCUUUUCCCCUAUUGGUUAGAAAGUGAAUCUUAAACUGUGUUUUAUGUCCUAGUCUAAUAAAAGACAGCUAGACAAGCCUAUGUUUCUUGACAUGCUUGGAAAAUCUUCCUGAAAAGUCAUGCAGCAGGGCUUUUUCUUUUUUCUUUUUUUUUUUUUUUUCGACUGAGUCUCACUCUGCCUCUCAGGCUGGACUGCAGUGGCACGAUCUCAGCUCACUGCAACCUCCGCCUCCUGGGUUCAAGUGAUUCUCCUUCCUCAGCCUCCCGAGUAGCUGGGAUUACAGGUGUGGGCCACCAUGCCUGGCUUUUUGUAUUUUUAGUAGAGACGGAGUUUUACCAUGUUGGCCAGGCUGGUCUUGAACUCCUGACCUCAGGUGAUCUGCCCGCCUCAGCCUCCCGAAGUGUUGGGAAUACAGGCGUGAGCCACCACGCCCAGCCAGGGCUCCUUUUUAGUAGGGCUAUGGAGUCCCCCACCUGGUGUUUUUUUUUUUUUUUUUUUUUUGUCCUGUGUCCUGUUUUUACAAUUCAAGAAGGAAAGUGAUCAUAUUAAAAAUAAUGUGAACCCAGCUGAGCUGCAUUUGUCAUUACCAUAGUUUAAGAUUUCUCAAAUGUCGAAGUAUAAUUAUAUGUCAUUAACUCAAACCUCUCUAAUUUGUGAAGUAGGGUUUUAAAUAGGGUAUGUAAUUCUCUGGAGAAUGACUCUGAAAUCAUUCUGAGGACCUGAAGUUUAAGUAAGGCAUAGUCAGUCUAAAACAAUGACAUUUUCAGAACAAAGACUUGAAGAAUUAUUUAGCUAUGUUUUUAAUUCUGGAUCUUUAGGAAAUAAUUAGCCUCUCAAGGAAGCUUCAUGCCAAUGAUAGUGUCUUAGUCUUUUGGGUCUGCUAUCACAAAAUGCCUUAGACUGGGUGAUUCUGAACAAGAGAAAGGUAUUGCUCACAGUUCUUGAGUCUGGCAAGUCAUGGAUCCAGGUGCUGUGGAUUCAGUGUCUGGUGAGGGCUAGCUCUCUGCUUCAUAGAUGGCACCUUCUGUGUGUCCUCACAUGGUACAUUGGGCACACAGGCUCCCUUGGGCCUCUUUUAUAAGGGCACUAAUCCCAUUCAUGACAUUGGGCAUUCAGAAGCUAAUCUCCUAAAGUCCCACCUCUUGAUACCUAAUCUUUGGGUAUUAGGUUUCAACAUAUGAAUCUGUGGGGACACCAACAUUCAGACUGUGACAGGUUGGCAUUGAGUUCCAAGUUAUAUCCAACAUGCAUUGUUUUAGCCCAUACAAAUUGUUACAGCCUAUACUAAUUCUAUGUUAAUUUAAGAACAAUUCAUUUGCUUUUGUUGAGAUACGAUUUACAUACAUAAAAUGCACAACUCUUCAGUGGACAGCUUGAUGAAUUUUUGCCCAUGUGUCCCCUGCAAUAAGAUACAGACUAUUUCCACAGGCCUAGGGGAUCCCCUGAUGCCCUUUCUAGUCGGUACCCCCCCCCAACAGAGCCACUAUCCCCUCAAUGGAGCCACUAUUGAACUUCUAUCAACAUAGAAAAAUAAUUUCUUUUAAAAUAAUUUCUAAGUAGUUUAUUUUGCAUUUCACUCCAUUAAAUGCAAUUGGCCUAUUCCUUAAAUGCAUUUGGCCUAUUCCAUUUAUGACCAAAUCCGGGGGCCCUGAGCCCAGUGCUCUGUAGACAUGAGACUGUAUAGACCUGAGACAUGUUAUUAUUAGCACAUAAGGCAAAAACUUCAACAAGCAGAAGCAAUACCCUGUAUGCAGAUACAGAGGGUUAGGGGAACCCAUGAGAGUCUGGGUCUAACCCAGUUUUAUUUUGUUUGUGAGGGGAAAGGGAAGGCUUUUUGGAGGAUGUGAAUUUUAAGUUGAAAAUGGAAAAUUGAGUAGAAGUGAUCCAGCUAAAAUGUGGUAGGGGGAAAAUUAAAGCCUAUUCUAGGUGGAAGGAACAUCUUGAAUUCCAGCCUCAGAAAUAAGACAGCAUGGAGUGUUCGAAGAGCAAAGCUAAGUUGAAGAUGCUUGGAGUAUAGAGCUGUGGGAGAAAAGUGGGAAAUAAUGCUGGAAAGGCCAUAGGAACCCUUUCAGAUUGACACAAAGGCCCUGCUGAGGGGUGGGCCUUGGCUGUAAGAGCUAGGAGAGCUCUAGGACAGGCCUGCAUGGUGGGCAUGGCAGAAGGAGACUUGAGGACUCAGCAGGUGGCUGUGGGGUCGGGAGAUUACAGGAGGCGUGGGCGGGGGGCCAAGUGGUCAUUCAGGUGAGAGACAGUGGUGACCUGGACUAUGCAGUGGCAACAGGAAUGGGGAGAAAUGAAUGAAAUGGAAAGAGAAUUACAGGGUAAAAUGAACACAAGUUGAUGUUUGCCAGGUGAGAAUUCAAGGAUAGCCCUUGGGUUUCUUGGAUCUUACAAAAUGGAUGGAUAAUGGUACUCUUGGAAAGAUGGGAGAAGAAUCUUGUAUAUAUAAUAUCCUCCUUUGUUAUGUUUCUUUCUGUGUGGACUUAGUUUCGGUUGCAAGUUAGUGUGAUGCAUUCAGGUACAAAUAUCUACUGGGGACUUGUAACUCAUACUGACUGAGCACACUCCAUAUGCCAGGCAUGCUCUGUCACUUAGGAUGCAGUCGUGAACAAGAUGAUGAAAACCCUGCCUUUAUGAAACACAGGUGGGAGCUGCAGCCUGAGGACCCACAAGGUUUAAGUGGCGACAGAAGGCUUCAGAGUGAAUGAGAUGGCUCAGUCAGAUUUCAGUGAAAGAGCAGCAGCCCAGCAUAAAAUCUCAAGAACACUAAGAGACUAAGAAGGAACAGAGAAGAGAUGGCAAGGAAAGCAAGAGAAGUUGGGCUUCACAGGCCUAGGGAGUGAUCCCUAGUGUCAUACACAACUGUGAAGUUAAGGGAGAUGAGGACUAGAGAUGAUCUAUUGCAGCGUUUCUCAAAGUAGGGUCCCCAGACCAGCAGCAGCAGCACCAGGAGCUUGUUGCAGUUGCAGAUUCUUGAGAUCUACUCCAGACCUGGUGACUCUGGGAGCUCUAAGGGAAGGGCUUAGCAAUCUUUGUUUUAACAAGGUUUCCCAGUGAUCCUGAUGUAUGCUAAUGUUUGAGCACCACAGCUCUAUUGUGUUAAUUGAUAAGUCACUGGUGAUGCAGAAACUUGGUGAAAGUAACUUCAUAACAUUUACACCCUGUUUGGGCAAAUUUUUAAAAUGUUUCGUGGGACUGUUAAAGUUUUAUUCUAUUUGUUUAGAAAUUUCAAAUGUUUUAUUUUCUUUUGCAAUAAAAAUGUUUUUAUUUU
This is a messenger RNA of Symphalangus syndactylus (siamang), 4513 nucleotides long. RefSeq names its product ran-binding protein 9-like. Lineage: Eukaryota; Metazoa; Chordata; Mammalia; Primates; Hylobatidae. The record is from RefSeq and is a predicted model, not a curated record.